GUCUGUUGAGUCAAUCAGAUUUAAGAUUAACUGUUGAAUGUUAUGUUUGAAGAUAUUCAAUUUUAAAAAUCAGGACGUAUUUCACUUGGUUUUCAUUUGAAUUUGAUAUAAGAUUACAAAGAUAGAAUAAACUCAUCCUCUUUCCAUUAUCACAAAAUAGAAAAAUGGUAUAUAGACAAAGUGUUCCAUUCAACCAAAAUGUAGGGCCUCAAGGUAAUAUUAUGGUUAGAAAAAAUAAUUUUAACUCCCAUUCUCCAUCGCAGUCAUUACCUGGCUCUGAAAAAUAUUGGUGUGAAACAUGUGAUAAGGGUUUUAUGACGAGGAAUCAUCUUAACUAUCACAAACAGCGUCAUCAAAAAUGCAACAUAGACGGAUGUCAAUUUGUAGCACACCCACAAGUAAUUACAAAACACAUUCAAAUGCAACAUGCUACAGGUUUAUAUAAAAGAAUUGGAAAACUGAACAAUCCAGAAGAGAUUAAAAAAUGGAGAGAAGAAAGAAAAAGGAAGUAUCCUACAAAAGAAAAUAUAGAGAAAAGACAAGCUGAAAUUAAAGAAAAAAUAAAAAGAGGGGAAAAAAUGGGAUUAAAACGUAGCAACCAUGGACUUAACAAUAUCAAAUCUGGAUUCAACAAUAAAAAACAGCAAUACAUGACUCGUGAAAAAUAUAUGAAAACAUUUAAUGACAGAAAAAUUACACCACAAGUGCCCAACAAAAAGAGAACAGUAAAAAAAAUUGUGCAUAAAGUAAUUCCUCCUAAAGAAGAAACCAGGAAAAUACAACCAUUCAGAGGCAUUCAAGAUAUAGUAGCUGAUGAUGUUGUAGAAGAGGAAAUGCCAGAGGUUAGCAAUAAUAUAAUAGAAGAUGAAGAUGUGACUGAUGCAGAAUUAGUUGAUAAAACCAUUACAAAACCAACUCUCUGUGGAGCUUUAACAUCAUUGAUAAGUAAUUAUGAGUCCAGUGAUGAAGACACUGAAGUAGACACAAUAACUAAACCUACGACAAAUAUAAAUAAUUUGAACACAGCACCACAUUCAAAUAUGAAAUAUAAUGACAAAGAUUUUAAUGUUAAUAAAGAACCUAUUCCAUUGAUAAAUGAAAAUAGGUCAGUUUUAAAGGCUGAUAAUAAUCUAAUUAAUAAUCCUAAUGAAAGUGAAAAUGAGAGUGGACCUGAGGAAACAACAGUUGUCAAGGUAACUAAAAAUGAUGAAACAAAACCUGUUAAACAUGUACCAUCAAAAAAAGAACGCCUUCAAAUGUGUGCUAAAGCUAAAAGUAAGAUUAGACCUGCAAACCUGAGAAGAAAAUUGCCAUCAACGCUUUUAGAAAAAUUAUUGCAUAGAGAAAUACAACAUGAACGAAAUGUUAUUCUUCAGUGUGUAAGAUUUGUGGUAGAAAACAAAUACUUUGACAAAGUGACAGUUUAAUUACUUUUAUGCUCUAAUUGUGUUUGCUGUUACUUAUUAAAAUAUUUUGUUAUACAUAAUAAAUUUGAAACAACUUACCAACGAAAUUUAUUUUUGGUGUGUUUCUUGUUUAAGAAUUAUCAAAGUAUCAAUUUGAAAUGAAUUUUUAAUAUACAAUAGAAGCUAUACUUUAUUUAGGUUCUAAGAUAAAUAUAAAUUAUCUAUAAUUUUGUGUUAAUAUUUCAUGA
This is a messenger RNA of Vanessa atalanta (red admiral), 1654 nucleotides long. RefSeq names its product nuclear fragile X mental retardation-interacting protein 1 (gene Nufip). Gene Ontology annotation, cellular component: nucleus. NCBI's taxonomy places the organism in Eukaryota, Metazoa, Arthropoda, Insecta, Lepidoptera, Nymphalidae. The transcript is spliced from 3 exons. Gene Ontology annotation, biological process: box C/D snoRNP assembly. Gene Ontology annotation, molecular function: RNA binding. The coding region runs from base 165 to 1427 and encodes 420 amino acids. The record is from RefSeq and is a predicted model, not a curated record.